Nezara viridula (southern green stink bug) is the source of this 1661-nucleotide messenger RNA. Lineage: Eukaryota; Metazoa; Arthropoda; Insecta; Hemiptera; Pentatomidae. The record is from the annotation of a GenBank genome assembly.
ACCUCCCAGCAUGGUUUUACUAUGUAGUAUUUUGAUAAAUUUUUCUUCAUGGCUCAAGUUUACAGAAAGUAUAUGCGGUUAUUAGAAAAGUGGCCUGUCGACCCAUCCAAAAAAUCUAGAGAUCUUGGACAGCAUAUUAGGGAUCAAAUUAAAAUUACAUUUACAAGACCCGAUUCUCCAGAUUGUGAAAAUGAAGAGGGGUGUUUGAAAAUUUAUGAAUCUUUGAAUAGGAUUGCUGACAAUCAGUAUAAGAAAGCAUAUGAUAGGUUAGUAAAUUCUUCAGCUACGGGGCUUACAGCUGAUCAAUGUAGGGGGGUUCUUUCAGAUGACUUUUUAAGUUAUUUAAAAGAAGAAAAUUCUAGUUUUUUGUCAAAAGUUUUAAAAAGACACUAUGGCUCUUCGAAAAAUCUGGAAAAACCAUGAAAUACCAUUUCAAAGUGUUAGGUUAAUCCACACUCCUGUUAUGGUUAAAGAAGUAUUAUCUUAUUUAAGCCCUUAUAAAAAUAAUUUAUUUAUUGAUAUGACAUUUGGUUCUGGAGGUCACACAAAAGCUUUGUUAGAAGCUGUACCCUCAUUGAGAGUUAUAUGUUUGGAUCGUGAUCCAUCUGCAUAUUCUAAUGCAGUUGAACUCUCUAAAGAAUUCCCACAUCAGAUUAUCCCCUGUCUUGGUAGAUUCAGUGAAUUACCACAAUUAUUAAACAAUUUAAACAUAAACAAAAAUUCAGUAGAUGGUAUCUUGUUUGAUUUUGGUUGCUCAUCCGAUCAGCUGGAUAUUGCUGAAAGAGGUUUUUCUCUGAGUAAAAGUGGGCCUUUGGAUAUGCGAAUGGAUGGAAAUAGGUUUCCUGAUCAACCUACUGCUUUGGAUGUUUUAUUAAAGGCUGAUGAACAUGAUUUGUAUAAAAUAUUUAAAAUUUAUGGUGAAGAAAAACUUGCUAAGAAGAUUGCAAGAGCAGUAAUUGAGUCUAGAUACUCUUUUAGAGAGAUAAAAACCACUCAUGAUUUAGCUGCAUUAGUUGAAAACAUUAAUUCCAGUGACCAUAGAUUAGACAAAUUACAGCGACCUUCUCAUGUUGCUACAAAAAUUUUUCAAGCUUUGCGAAUAUUUGUGAACAAUGAAUUAAAUGAAAUAAAUUAUGGAAUGGUACUAGCUGAUUGGUAUUUGAAGCUGAAUGGCAGAAUAGUAACACUAUCAUUUCAUUCUCUUGAAGAUAGAAUAGUUAAGAGGCAUUUAACUGGUUCCCAUGAUACUGUUGCUGGGGAUAUACCCUUGAAUUAUGUAAGCUAUUCAACGUGUUUUGAUAAAAAUGAUAUUAAUGAAAUUAAGCAGACUAGUUGGUUGUUAACAACUAAACAUGUUGUUUUACCAUCCCAAGCAGAAGUUGAUAGGAACCCUCGAAGUCGUUCUGCUAAACUUAGGGCUGCUAUAAAAAUAAAGUAAUUAUUUGUUACGUUAUAACAUAGUCCAUUUUAUAGUUUAUUAUUUAAGAUUUUAUGAAAUAUUGUAAAAUAUUUACAAUUAUUCAAAAACACUAUUAAUGUUGUAUAGUAUUUAAUUCUUCCUUUAUUUUUACCUUUUGUUCUUAUAUUAACAGAUCAUGCUCCUUUCUGUAAACAAAUAAAUUUGUGCUGUUUGGUUAUUUAAUAAAUGUCAUUCAGUUAAA